CCCGAGCCGCCGUCCUCAGCGUGCUUGGAUCUUCCGCCUGCCGCUGGACGGCCGCCUCCUCCUGCUCGCCUCUGCCCGCAGCCCCUGCGUUCCUUCUCUGGGAGUCGCGCAUCCGAAGAUGGCGGCGUACAAAUUCCUGCUGUCGCCUCUCGGCCGCCGCAUCCUCCUUCCCGCCGCGCGGGCACGGGGCGCCGAGGCUUUUGGAUGCUAUUUUUCUACCAGCUGUCAUCGCAACACCAAAUUUUAUACUGAUCCUGUUGAAGCUGUAAAAGAUAUACCCAAUGGGGCAACUAUACUUGUUGGUGGAUUUGGACUGUGUGGGAUUCCUGAAAAUCUCAUUGGGGGUUUACUGAAGACUGGAGUAAAGGGUAUUACAGCAGUCAGUAACAAUGCAGGUGUUGACAAUUUUGGACUUGGUCUUCUGCUUCAGACUAAGCAGAUAAAACGCAUGGUAUCAUCAUAUGUUGGAGAGAAUGCUGAAUUUGAACGCCAGUAUUUAUCUGGUGAGCUUGAAGUUGAACUUACACCUCAGGGUACACUUGCUGAACGUAUUAGAGCAGGAGGAGCAGGAAUCCCAGCGUUUUACACCAGUACAGGUUAUGGGACACUGGUGCAGGAAGGGGGGGCACCUAUCAAAUACAAUUCAGAUGGCACCAUUGCUAUUGCUAGCCAACCAAGAGAGGUGCGAGAGUUUGAUGGUCGUCACUUUAUUCUGGAAAAGUCCAUUACAGGAGAUUUUGCUCUCGUGAAGGCAUGGAAGGCUGAUCGUGCAGGAAACAUCAUUUUCAGAAAAACUGCUAGAAACUUCAAUCAACCAAUGUGCAAAGCUGCCAAGACAACUGUGGUGGAGGUGGAAGAAAUUGUUGAUAUUGGAGCAUUUGCACCAGAAGAUAUUCAUGUUCCCAAAAUCUAUGUUGAUCGCCUGAUACAGGGAGAGAAGUUUGAAAAGAGAAUUGAACGCUUGUCAAUCCGAAAGCCUGAAGACUCAAAAGCCAAACAAAAGGCAGGAGAUAAUGUGAGGGAGAGGAUCAUCAGACGGGCUGCUUUAGAGUUUGAGGACGGCAUGUAUGCUAAUCUGGGUAUUGGAAUCCCCUUGUUGGCCAGUAACUUCAUCAGUCCAGACAUAACUGUUCACCUACAGAGUGAAAAUGGAGUCCUAGGUUUGGGUCCUUAUCCACUUGAAAGUGAAGUUGAUCCAGACCUGAUUAAUGCAGGUAAGGAGACAGUCACUGUUCUUCCUGGUUCUUCUUAUUUCUCUAGUGAUGAAUCAUUUGCAAUGAUAAGAGGAGGCCAUGUUGAUUUGACAAUGCUUGGAGCUAUGCAGGUGUCUAAGUAUGGUGACCUGGCCAACUGGAUGAUUCCUGGUAAAAUGGUGAAGGGAAUGGGAGGUGCCAUGGAUCUGGUAUCUAGUGCCCAGACAAAAGUGGUUGUCACCAUGGAGCACUCAGCCAAGGGUAACGUCCAUAAAAUCUUGGAAAAAUGCAGUUUACCACUUACUGGGAAGCAAUGUGUAAAUCGCAUCAUUACAGAGAAGGCUGUGUUUGAUGUGGACAAGAAAAAGGGACUCACCCUUGUGGAAAUCUGGGAAGGACUGUCAGUGGAUGAUAUCAAGAAAAGCACUGGCUGUGACUUCACAGUUUCACCAAAACUGAUACCAAUGAGGCAGAUUUAAACCUGCAGCAGAAUCUGGGCAUGACUUGCUAGAAGGCUUGUUUCGAAAUGGAAGCUCAGUGAAGAGGAAUCGAUGACUGUUUUGCAGUUUUAUUUUUUUCUUUCUUUCUUUCUUUUCUUUUUUUAUUUGAUUUAAGGGCUUUGUAGGUAGUUUCCAGAUAGUUAAGCUCAGGCUGUGAUUAUCAGCCUAAGUGGAAUUUUUCUUCCAUAGCAUUACCAAUUUUAAUAGAAUUGUGCGUAUAUUCCCAAGAUUUCAAAUAAUGUUAUACUAAGAAGUUAGUGAACAUUGUCAGAAAAAAUGCCUUGUAGUCUCACUGCCAAAUAGUACAUUUUUUACAGAGAUUCACAAAAUGACCAUGCAAUCUUUUUUGCCUCUGCUUUUGCUGAUGUCACUGAACUUACAGAUCACCCUAUCAUUCUGUAACUACAGCACUAUGUUCUUUCUCUUCUAAAGGUGUGGGUUUUCUUGUGGAGCGGCGUAUAGCAAAUGCAUGCAGCUAAAGAAAGACAUCAGUAAUAUGGACUUCUCUUUUCCUGAACUUUUGAAUAAGUCUUUGACAAAACUUUUUGUAUCAAUGGAAACAUUUGGGUCCUUAGCCCUGAAUGUAUCUGCUGUUUCCUCUGUGUCUGUUGUCAUUAAGACACCUCCCAGAGUCCACCUCUAACCCUUCUGUUUAAACUGUACAAGCUAGAAUGGGGAUAGUUUGCAGGAGGAAGAUAAAAUGUCUCUGUCCCCCUGCAGACAAUUGAUUAGCUGUACAGCUGUUCCAUCUGAACCCACUCUUAAUGCAGUUAGAAUCCUUCUUCCAACCUCCAUUCAAAGGCAAAUGAAGACUGUUUCUGGAGUGAGGCUUGUUCUUCCAGUGUUACACAGAGAUGCAGGGGACAAAAAUGUUGUGGGCAUCUGGGAGAUUUCUUCAGAAGUGAAUACAGUUGAUUAAAAGCAAAAACAAUAACUUUGCACCACUUGCUGAUCAGAGAAUCAGCUACAGAGUUUGGAACCCAAACUCAUGAUAACUAGAAGGCAUACCAUGAGACAAUCAAAGUAUAAGUCAGCUUCUGCUAUUUGAUUCAGAUCUUAUUUUCUCUGUUCUUAAUUAUGGACAACUAUUUCUGCAAAUCAGUAACGUAGUUAUGACUGCACUAGAUCUCACCCCUUAUUAGCACAAUAGGUCUUCCUUAUACAGAGCAUGAAUUUAUGGGAAAUAUAUGCUUACUAAGAUAGUGUCAUUUCCAGAUAGGAUGAUUUCUGUCAUUCAUCUAAAUAGGAACACCUAAGGCCCUUCAGUGAAAAUAAUUCGUGAUGUAUGUUUUAUGUCAGAACAGGAACAGAUUAAGUGUGUAAACAGUAUAUGCAUGAAGAAAUAUGCCUUUCAUAUAUGCAAUAGGCAGUGUUGGGAUAUGGUCAUAGAAUCAUGGAAAGGUUUGGGUUGGAAGGGACCUUUAAGAUCAUCUAGUUCCAACCCCUGCUAUAGGCAGGGACACCUCCCUCUAGACCAGGUUGCUCAGAGCCCCAUCCAGCCUGGUCUUGAAUGCUUCCAGGGAGGGAGCAUCCACAGCCUCACUGGGUGACCUGUUCCAGUGUCUCACCACCCUCACAAUAAAGAAUUUCUUUAUAAUAUCUAGUCUAAAUCUACCCUCUUCCUGUUUAAAACCACUUCCCCAUAUCCUGUCUUUUAUAAAAAGUCCCUCCCUGGCUUUCCGGUGGGCCCUGUUCAGGUACUGCAAGGCUGCUAUAAGGUCCCCCUGAAGCCUUCUCUUCUCCAGGCUGAAAAGCCCCAGCUCUCUUAUCCUGUACUUGUAGGGGAGAUAUUCCAGACGCCUAAUCAUCUGAUCAUGGUGUAGAAGGGCAUUCUAAUACUGUGUGGACAAGGCUUUCAGUGCAUGUGUAGAAGACAUAUAAUAAUUUUCAGGGAACCAGAUAUGAAAUUCCUGCAAUGUCUAGCUCUAUUACUAGCCUUUGGACUGUACUGGUAACCUUGCACUGGAAAAAUGUGCUGCACUUCUCCAUUCUAAAAUGAGAAAUACUACUUUUCCAUGGGAUAGUUAUAAAAUUAGACUUGACCCAUACAUGGAUUUUAUAGCAGUUCAACUGUAUUGAUUUGAGAGAUUACUUUUGUUUAGUUGUAUAUAACUGCUAAGCAGUUCUUUGAUAAUCUCUUGUUAAUAACAGAAUAUGUUCUUGUUUUUCACACAAAGGAAUAAACAAAAUACCUGUUUUAGCGCCUUCAUGCUAAUACAAAAAUAAUCCCAUAACAACUAAGUUAUAUGACUUGAUCUAAUAUGUAGUAGUGGGUGGUAGGCCAUUGAAUAGGUUGAAUGUGUAGGCAAGGCUAUAAUGCUGAGCCCAUGAAAAGAAAUGUCUUGUACAUACACUAGAUACGUUCUAAUGUUCCACAGUUUGCAGGUGAUUUCUUUAAUAGCUAAUUUGUAUGCAAGACAUGAGAUUGCAUUGAUCAAAGUGUUCCAGAAUACCUUAAUCCAGGAUUAGCACGCAUUUUUACCUAGCUUUGGUUUCCAUAUUUCCUCUAUCUACUCUCUGUGAUAUUCCCUCAGUCUCAUAAUUUUCUUAAAGUUUGGCUACUUCUACUUCUGUGGAACAAUCUAAGGUGCAGACUGAAUUUCUGUUCACAGAGGUUUUGCAGAUUAAGUCUCUGUGUAACAAAGGGUGAUUUUCAGAUUUAUGAAACAGUGUUGGUUUCAGAUAGAGCAGCAUAGAGACCUCUGCCGCACUCCAGAAAAACAGGUCAGUGACAAUUCUGACCCUUGUGGUGCUUUACACAGUAAAAGAUGCCUAACAUUGCCUUCAGGCCAAAGAGUUGGGUGGAUGCGAUCUCUGAAGAUUUCUUUUUCAUUGUCAUUUAAAGCUUUUGUGGGGAGCACUCUGAAUGGAUGCUGUUUUUAAGGGUAUAUAAAAACUGUGUACAGGAGAGGGGAGUCAAUAGUAGUUUACCCAGGAAAAAAAUGUAUUUACGUAGUGGGAUGAGUCUCAGAGAAAUCCACAAAAUAAAUGUUGUUCUGUUGCAAUUAUCUCUGUUAUGCUAGUCAUAGAACUGAUUAGGUAAUUACAGCAUGUAAUUAUUGGGAUAUAUAGUGUAUGGGAGAAAUUUCCGAGGGUGGCAUCAAGUUUAUGCUGCUUCUUCUGUAGAACUAUGCUUUGCUGGCAUACGCACAGAAGCCAUUAUUGUCUGUAAUAUAUGGCUUAUAAAAAGACUAAUGAUUGAUAAUGUUUGGGACUUCAGGACGUUGGUUUCUGGCUCAAAGAAUUUGGAGCCAACAACUGCACUUCAGCUUUUCCAGUUCUCCACGUAUUGCCUUGAGAAUUGUCAUCUGUGCUCUUGUUUCCUGGAAAAGGGGAUGUUUUGCUUCUUCCCUAACAGGAAGAAUAAUUAGCAAAGAUCUGUGAAACACAUUAUGUUUUCAGCUUGGAGGUCACCCUUGAUGAGCAGCUUUUUUACUUGAUAAAUGUUUGAUUUCUGUUUCUUGUUUGUAUCGAUGUAAUGCAAAAGAGCAAAGAUGGAUGUGGUGCUGAAGGCUGGGGAAGCGAGGAGAACAGGCGCUCUCCGUAUACACCAGUGGUGCACACAUCUGCAUGUCACACUUGAACUUUUUAUCUUGAGGACAUUGUUUUGUGUAGAAUACUGUUAUUAUGAAAAUGCUUGCAUGUGCACCAGCUAAUUACAACAAGCUGUGACUCCAGUUUUUUUAGCUGAGAUCUGUAAAGCAGGAUUAGAAAUUAAAACACUUUAAGUGAUUUAAUUCUCUGUGGACCCAAGUGUGGCUCAUAGCUAUACUCUUAAGCAGUAGUUGUGAUGAUCGGUAUUAGACAGAUGGCAGAUCCUCAUUUUUCUUCCAUGGCUGUAAGAGAGCUGAUAUGCAAGAACGUUUAUUGAGGCAUCACUGAGGUUAUCGGUGCUUCACAGCAUUCUUGAGACAAGGACAGAUGAUGCUUUUUGUUGGGAAGAAGAUGGAGUUCUAUUGUUACCUAGGUUAGACUUACUUUGUUUUUCUUGACUUCAUCCCUGAAAAAGCAAGAAAUGAAUGAUGUAAAAUGUUUUACUGUAAGCUCUGUAAGCUAUACAUCAAAGUCCUUCUAUGUAUUUGCAAAACAAUCAAUAAAAUGAAGACUAAAAAUCCCA
Molecule: messenger RNA, 5810 nt
Organism: Tympanuchus pallidicinctus (lesser prairie-chicken)
Lineage: Eukaryota; Metazoa; Chordata; Aves; Galliformes; Phasianidae
Gene: OXCT1
Product: 3-oxoacid CoA-transferase 1
Exons: 17
Coding region: 119-1672 (517 amino acids)
Biological process (GO): ketone body catabolic process
Cellular component (GO): mitochondrion
Molecular function (GO): succinyl-CoA:3-oxo-acid CoA-transferase activity
Source: RefSeq, a predicted model, not a curated record